UGACCCGGGAAGAUCAGUGUAUCGUCAAACUGUUUAUGCGGACUGCCCAUGUGUUUCACGGCAGGCUGCCUUCACGUGCUGGCAAGUUGGCUGUUGUGAAGCGCACAUCAGCAUUCACCAUGAACAGCAUCGCAGCCAAAGACGCCUACUUCCAGAAGCUGGCCAGCAAAGUGUGUGCGUCGCAGAGCCAGGAGGCACGCAAGAGGCCGUUUGUUCCACAUAAGGGCGGCACAGUGAACAAAGGGAAAAAGCAGAAAAAACAGAAACCCUCAACAAACAAGGCUGCCGACCAAAAGAAAAAGGGAUUUACAAAGAAGGGGCAAAGAGCAGAGCCGGAGAAGGCGAAGCAAGAAGCUGUUCAAAGAGCCGAGCCGAAGGGGCAGGACGGCACUUUAAAGAAGAAGCCCAAAGCUGAAGGUGAGGGAGGAGAUGUUCAAAGCUUCUCCACUAUGGAUAUUUUAAAGCAAAGGCUCCAUGAGAAGAUGGAGGAGUGCAGGAAUGCUGGCAGUGCCACCAAGUCUUUGUCAGCUGAGGAGCUGGAAAGGAAACGUUCACGAAGAAAACUGGAGAGAGAGCGCAAGAAACGCAAGCGAAAAGAAAUGCGAAUGAAGAAACUUCUGGAGCAAAAGGCACAAACCAUUAAAGAGGAGGAGAGAAAGGAGACGAACGCGCAGAAGAGCAGCGUCCCCAAAGCAGAAGCUGCCACGGCCGGCCCGAUGGUGUUCAACAAAGUCGAAGUGGGCGACGAGUUCGUCGACAAGGUUCAGAAGAAGAAGGAGAAAAAGAAGAAGAUCAAGGGCACCCUGACGCCGCUGACGGGCAAGAACUACAAGCAGCUCCUGAGCCGAGUGGAGGAGAGGAAGGCCAAGCUGGAGGAGCUGAAGAGCAAAAACUCCAGCAAAGCCCAAGAGCUGGAGAAGAAGAUGAAGUGGACCAACGUCCUGUACAAGGCCGAGGGCCUCAAGAUCAAGGACGACGAGGACAUGCUGAAGACCGCCCUCAAACGCAAGGAGAAGAAGCGCGCCCAGAAGAAGCAGCAGUGGGAGAAGCGCAGCGUCCACGUGCUGGAGAAGAUGCAGCAGCGGCAGGACAAGCGCAAGAAGAACAUCCAGAAGCAGAAACGCGGCAAGCUGGAGAAACGCAAGGCGAAGGCGCAGAAGAGGGGCAGGGUGCUGCCUGGAGAUCUGGACAAGAUGAAGUGAGAGCCCCCCGGGAUGGAAGAUUGUUACCCAUCAGCAGUAAUCGCAACCUUCCUGCCCUUCCAUCGUAUAGCGCCUUGAACCAAGUCCCAAAGCAGGGGUACACGGGCAGGGCAGCCUGGUGUGACUUUUGGGGGGUCCUCCUCUGUUUGAUUUUACCUGUUAACUCCGCUCCCCCUCAUCUGGCUCUUCAAACGGACUCCAUAAAGAGGGUGUGAGCCCACCCAGACCAAAGCAAACCUCCAUGGCGUGACUGGCUGCCAGCAUGAAGAUGUCACAUCAUCACAGGACCUUGGUGAGCGACUGGCGGUGCCAUAUGUCAGUCUGUGUGGGAGGAGAGGCGCUAUAUAAAAAGGAACCCUGAGGGUGUCGCGGUAAGUGGGCACCCUGCGUGGGCCUCGCUGCCUGUAGGUGAUCCCGUUGUUCAGACACGGCUGGCAUCAGCCUAACCCAUUAAAAAUAAAAGUGCAGAAGACUC
Polypterus senegalus (gray bichir) is the source of this 1677-nucleotide messenger RNA. It is a transcript of the gene surf6, whose product is annotated as surfeit 6. The coding region runs from base 36 to 1202 and encodes 388 amino acids. The transcript is spliced from 5 exons. Gene Ontology annotation, cellular component: nucleolus. Gene Ontology annotation, biological process: ribosomal small subunit biogenesis; ribosomal large subunit biogenesis. Gene Ontology annotation, molecular function: RNA binding; DNA binding. NCBI's taxonomy places the organism in Eukaryota, Metazoa, Chordata, Cladistia, Polypteriformes, Polypteridae. The record is from RefSeq and is a predicted model, not a curated record.